AUGCUGAAUUCAUCAGCUUCCACCAUGGUUUUCUCAAUGAAGACACCUUCUUCUUCCCCAUCGAACUCCCUCAAACAUUGCUGCAUUCAUAACUCUUACAACCACCAUCCUUCUCGGAGGUUGCUCUAUUUCAUCUCGGCACAGUCACAAGUGCUUGGUGCAAAUGCGGCUAAAUUAUUCGGAGCAGGACGAAACUCGAUCGAGGAUAGUAAAUCUGAAAACGUAGCUACUGCUUUUAACGAGCAAGAUGCAUUAAAUUGGGUUAAAAAUGACAAUAGAAGAAUGCUUCAUGUCAUUUACCGUGUCGGCGAUUUAGAGAAGACGAUAAAGUUUUACACUGAAUGCUUAGGAAUGAAGGUGUUAAGGAAGCGUGACAUACCCGAGGAGCAAUAUUCGAAUGCUUUUCUUGGAUAUGGACCUGAAGAUUCUCAUUUUGCUGUUGAACUUACUUAUAAAUAUGGAGUCGACAAAUAUGAUAUUGGAAACGGAUUUGGUCAUUUUGGUGUUGCUGUAGAUGAUGUAAGUUCUUUCUUCAACUAGAUCUUCUUUUGGCUACCAUUAGUAAAAACUCGA
Messenger RNA from Hibiscus syriacus, 573 nucleotides. RefSeq names its product probable lactoylglutathione lyase, chloroplastic. Gene Ontology annotation, cellular component: cytoplasm. Gene Ontology annotation, molecular function: metal ion binding; lactoylglutathione lyase activity. Bases 1 to 540 code for a protein of 179 amino acids. NCBI's taxonomy places the organism in Eukaryota, Viridiplantae, Streptophyta, Magnoliopsida, Malvales, Malvaceae. The record is from RefSeq and is a predicted model, not a curated record. The transcript has 4 exons.